UGCUAGUGUAUCCAACAGCACAAACUGACGGCGUGCACUCCAUCAAUAUUUAAUGGUUUUCUUUUUCUAGAUACAGAUUAUGGAGAAAGCGGAAGGAAGAAAUCAAACACCCAUCGUGAAAUUCAUCCUUUUAGGAUUUGGGAAUGUCCCUGAGCUGCAGCCCCUUCUCUUCCUCGUGUUUCUAGUGAUCUUCAUUGUGACUGUGGCAGGGAACAUCCUCAUUAUUGCGCUAGUUGUGACUGAUCAGCACCUUCACAUCCCCAUGUACUUCUUCCUGGGGAACUUGUCCUGCCUGGAGAUCUGCUACACCUCAACCAUCCUGCCCAGGCUGCUGGCCAGUCUCCUGACUGGGGACAGAUCCAUUUCUGUUAAGGGCUGCAUUCUGCAAUUAUACUUAUUUGGUGUCAUGUCAACUACAGAAUGUCUGCUGCUCAUGGCAAUGUCUUAUGAUCGGUAUGUAGCGAUAUGCAAUCCACUCCGUUAUGAUGCUCUGAUGAAUGGCAAGAUUUGUUGCCAACUGGUGGCAGGGUCCUGGAUAAGUAGCUUUGUGGGCUGCGCCAUAGUAGAUAUUUUCUUUUUCCGAUUAACGUUCUGUAAUUCCAAAGAAAUUGAUCAUUUCUUUUGUGAUUUUUCACCCAUGAUUAAGCUGUCCUGUGAUGACACCCAGACUCUUCAACUGGUAACAUUUACUAUCUCUGCCAUAGGGACAAUUGUGCCCUGUCUACUGACCCUGACAUCCUACAUUUGUAUCAUCGCCACCAUCCUGAGAAUCCCUUCCACCACAGGGAGGCAAAAGGCCUUUUCCACCUGCUCCUCUCACCUCAUUGUGGUUAUAGUUUACUAUGGGACACUGAUUACUGUCUAUGUGGCUCCAACAGCUAACACUCCCAAGAUCCUACACAAACUCUUCUCUGUCUUCUACACAGUCCUGACUCCCAUGAUCAAUCCUGUCAUCUACAGCCUGAGAAACAAAGAGGUCAAUGAGUCCCUGAGAAAAGCUAUUCUUAAACUAGUUGCUUUCAGAAAAGGCAUAGAACCUUAAAGGACAAAUUUUAGCAUAUAGUAAAAUAGAGAUGAACUGAUACAGUUUUUUAGACAUGGCCCAUCUGAGUCCUUGAGAACAGGGUUACCCCUUAUUGACCUGACUUCAUCUUUCUUUCUUUCUUUCUUUCUUUCUUGCUUUCUUGCUUUCUUUCUUUCUUUCUUUCUGUUACUCUGCUACUUUUUGAGGAUUUAUCUUUCAUACAUUUAUUAGACAUUUCUUUAUAUAAAAGUUGAUACUGUAAGAGACAUUCUUUAUGAAAAGUGUACUUGUAUACAUCCACAUGAAGUGGAUGCAAGUCUGUUAUUGAGUGUCCAGGGAUGAAUUUUACAAUGGCUGUUUGAUUUCUUCCUGCAACUUUCUCCAUAAUAUGUAUCUAGAAAUAGAAAACCAUUAAAUAUUGAUGGAAGACAUGCAGUCAGGUUGUGCUGUUGGUUACACUGUUGGAAACCUGUACACUGGUGGAAACCUGUGACCACAUACCACUUCAUCUUUCCACUGGAAAAAUGAAGUUGUCGAUAAACAGAGGAAGACUCAUAUAAUUAAGAGGUUGAACUUCCAAUUUAGAUGAACCAAGAGUAUGGAACCCUACUGAAUUACAGAAAUGUCCCGUCUAACUCCCUUAAGCUCUCUAGAACCCUAAAUAAAGACUUUGGGGCUGGGUUUUGAAAUAUCUUUAUCCUAUCAGUGUCAGAUCAACAAAUCUAGAAGACAUAACAAAAA
This is a messenger RNA of Chelonia mydas (Green sea turtle), 1765 nucleotides long. RefSeq names its product olfactory receptor 5V1-like. Gene Ontology annotation, biological process: G protein-coupled receptor signaling pathway. NCBI's taxonomy places the organism in Eukaryota, Metazoa, Chordata, Testudines, Cheloniidae. Gene Ontology annotation, molecular function: olfactory receptor activity; G protein-coupled receptor activity. Bases 80 to 1042 code for a protein of 320 amino acids. The transcript has a single exon. The record is from RefSeq and is a predicted model, not a curated record. Gene Ontology annotation, cellular component: membrane.